Messenger RNA from Paraphaeosphaeria sporulosa, 1415 nucleotides. RefSeq lists its product as uncharacterized. The transcript has 4 exons. Gene Ontology annotation, cellular component: SAGA complex. NCBI's taxonomy places the organism in Eukaryota, Fungi, Ascomycota, Dothideomycetes, Pleosporales, Didymosphaeriaceae. Bases 127 to 1218 code for a protein of 363 amino acids. The record is from RefSeq and is a predicted model, not a curated record.
CCAUCACCUCUCAACGGCCUGCUCGUGGACCACCUUCUUGCGCACUCGACUCUGUUCGCCGAUGACCCCGAUCACAUUGCAUCGUUCAUAGCGUGCCGCCGGGGAAGUGCGGCUAGCUCUAUCAACAUGGCAGCACGUAGCAGGCCCCGUGGCGGGCAGAUGAAAGACGAGAUCGACGAGGAGCGCCACCUGUGGAACACGAUCCGGGCCGAUGGACGAAGGUUUGACCAGCUCAUGGCACAAUCCGACACUUUACAGGAGAAGAUACUCGAGCUAGCAGGCCAACAAGAAGCCCGUAAAUCACGCGGCGAUGCGCCCUCCUCUCGCAUCGACAACGAACUCGAUGCUGCCCUCCGCGAGAACAUCAAACUCAGCGAAGAGAUGCUCACCCUAAUAAAAUCCGACCAAGGCAACGACAUUUGCGAGCAGCUCACCGUGCUCUCCGCCCUCCGCUCCGCCGACACCGACAGCUCCACCUCGCGCGCCACCAACCCCGGCAAGUCACGAGACCGCGGCCAAAACAAGCGCAAACUUACCGACGCGGCCGACGACCGCGACAGCAUCGCCGCCGACAGCCCCGCUGUGCCGAGCCCUAAAGUCGUGCUCGGCAAGGACAGGGACAGGCUGCUGCCAAAGAGCGGAAGUAGCAGGGCCGGCAGCGUGCCCGCGGGGCGCGAGAGCAGCGUGAAGGUGGAGGAUGAGAAGGACGAUGUCAAGGAAACCAAACAACGCCUCACAGUCCACACCGAAGUCCUCUACCGCGCGCCCCGCUCCCGCUCCGGCCCCAUCCAACAAGAAGGCGAAGGCACCCUGCACCGCAUAACCAGCGUAAUCGGCGAGGGCAAACAACGCCGCUACGAAAUCAUCGACUCGGACCCGGACCCGUUGACCCCGUCCAUCCCCUUCCGCGCCUCCGUCGCCACCAUCGUGCCCAUCCCGCCCGCGGCGUCGAACCUCUCGCUGCCCAGCCUCGAGGCGAAGAAGAAUGUGCUAGCGUUGUACCCCGGGACGACGACGUUUUAUAAGGCGGAGGUUGUAGAUGGGUGGAAGAGUUUGCCUGGCGGGAAUGGAGGGGGAAAGGACGGGAUUAAGAAGGAAGGGGGUGCGGAGGAGAAGCCUGGAAAAGAGGCGUAUGUGACGUUACGGUUUGAGGGGGAAGAUGAGGUGGAUAUGGUGAAUAGUGUGGAGAGGAGGUACGUGUUGCCUGACAAGGCGUAGAGUCAGUCGCAUGACUUGGGAAAUGGGUUGGGCGACAUCUAUGGUGUAACAUGGUGGGAUCUAGGGGUGUAUGUAAGGCUUGCAACGAUCCGCGUCGCUCUCAUUUAGUCUUUCGUUUACCGCAGCGCAGAUAUACCGAACAAGUGUGGCUUUCGUAUAGAUAUCCAUAAGCUCGUCUAUCACACAUAAGUUAUCCA